This is a messenger RNA of Lactuca saligna, 918 nucleotides long. The record is from the annotation of a GenBank genome assembly. Lineage: Eukaryota; Viridiplantae; Streptophyta; Magnoliopsida; Asterales; Asteraceae.
AUGGUGCUGAAAGUAUAUGGUCAUAGAAUUUCUGAACCAUCUCGUGCAGUUCUCAUCUUCUGCAAGAUAAACAGGAUAGAUUUUGAGGAAAUUCAAGUGGAGGUCUUGAAAGGCCAGCAUUUCUCCCCUGAAUAUAGAGCAAUAUUAAGUCCCAUGCGCCAAAUUCCAGCAAUAGUUGAUGGACAUUUGAAGCUGUUUGAAAGUCACGCCAUUCUUAUCCAUUUAUCUUCUUCGUUUCCUGGAGUGGCUAGUCACUGGUAUCCUGUUGAUCCAUCCAAAAGAGCUAAGAUCCAUUCCAUUUUAGAUUGGCAUCAUUCAUAUCUUCGACGUGGUGCAGCUGGACUUGUAUCCAACAGUAUCCUGUUACCACUAAAUGGCAUCCCUUCAAACCCUAAUAUAGUCAUUCAAGCUGAAGAGAUACUCUUGAGAUCUUUGUCUAAGUUAGAAAAUGUUUGGUUAAAAGAUGAAAGGUUUUUGGGUGGAAACACUCAACCAUCAAUUGCGGAUCUCAGUUUAGCAUGUGAAGUCAUGCAACUUGAGCUUUUGAGUGACGAGGAUUACCAUCGGAUAUUAAGCCCUUACAAGAAAGUGAAAAAGUGGAUUGAAGACGUUAGGAGUGCAACUAAACCUUAUUUUGAUGAAAUUCAUGAGUAUCUUUUUGAAUCCCAAAAAGGAAUUCGAGAGAAAAUGGCAACACAAUCGGGGAAAAAGAAAGUAAGGGCCAAGAUCUGAGAUCACUUAAUUGACCUUAUUCAUUCAAUAAAACUUUUCAAGAUUAUGUAACCAUCAUUAAAAUUUUAAUUACCUACAUUAAACACAAACGCAUACAUCUUAGAUGCUUCAGCUACAUGGUAGAGCGGUAUUUUACAUCGUGUAGACUUUCAAAUUUUUUUUUUUUUAAUAUAUAUAUCUUCCAUG